AUGAGCGACGCCGCAGGAGAGAUUGGUGAGAAAAAGGAAUAUGGUGGUGCCAAAACAGAUAUUGUUACAUCAGUAUCAACGCGAGCGAAGCCACACGAGAAAUUUACUAAUAAGAAGAUGCAUUCCCUAUCGGUUUGGAAGCUAGCUCGUUCUCCUAACUAUAAGACCAACGUCGAUAAAGGGUACCCGUACUCCGAAGUCCCAUUCCUCGGCGAGUACAACUUGAUUAAGAUCCCUUACUCCCUCAGCGAACUCAUAGACCAUGUAGACUACUGGGGGGAAGGUAAAAUAGUUACCAGCCAUGGCAGGAGCGGCUUCGAAAACUGUUAUAACGUCAAUCACACCUUCCAACUCGUGAGCAAUGGCGAAGAUCGCGACAGGAAGAUCCCCAACAGGAUUCCCGUACUUAGCUACACCAACUGCGAUACCAGUGCCUAUAUCAGAGGCAAUUCUGUCAAGACAGUUACUCUUAUGGGAGCCCCUAUCAACAAAAGCUGCACUUCGGACAUUGCCCGCAUAGUGAACACUGAUGUUGGAAAAGUAGUUGUGUUUGGUUUCAACAGCGACUCACAAGAAAUUGCCAAUCUCAUCGAUGCACUGAAGAUUAAAGAUUUGUAUGAAUGUCCUAACUACGACCUACCUAAAGAACUCCAAGGUUUAACGUUAUUUGAUAGCCACAUUGCCUUUUUAAACGUCACUAUGCUCAAAGACCGACUUUAUAAGUUAGUUAUCGAUGGCGAAUUCGAUCGAGCUGUAGCUUUGUCAAGUAAGUUAGACAAGGAUGGAGCACGUGAUGUGCUAACGGCUACUGUUCAAAAACUGCUGGAAUCCAAUUCUGCAGCAAACACAAAAUUGAUGUCUUUCGCUUACAAGUUGUGGAAUGGCGAAGAGAAAGAUAUCGUCCGAAACAACUUUCCUCCAGCUUUUAAACUCAUCUUUGGUCAAGAGAAUGUGACUAUACUGAAUACUGGAUACCUCCAGGUGCUUAAGCUUGAUACUCAUACAGAUAGCUACAACGACAGGCUCGCGUGGGGAGACAGCAACGACAAGACAAGUACCAGGGUGAGCUGGCGAUUUGUACCCGUAUGGGAGAAUAAUGAGGUCACGUUCAAGCUGUUUAAUGCUCAUUACGACAUGUACUUGAAACUUGAUGCAAGUACUGACGACAUGGGAGACAGACAAGCCUGGGGCUCGAAGAAUUCCGGAGAGAAAAGGCACAGGUUUUAUCUGGAGCCGAACUCGAAGAGUGGAAGUUUGGCGUUCUACAUUAUAAACUUCCAAUUUAAGCAAGGUCUGAAGCUGGUCGUUCAGACGGAUUCCUAUGGCGACAGGCUGCUGAUGGGACAUAAUGGCGAUAUCUACGCAAACGAAACACGCUUCCGGUGGACUUUUGCUCUGUGGGGAGGUGCUGCUACUGCAACCAAGCAAUGA
Molecule: messenger RNA, 1431 nt
Organism: Arctia plantaginis
Lineage: Eukaryota; Metazoa; Arthropoda; Insecta; Lepidoptera; Erebidae
Source: the annotation of a GenBank genome assembly